AACGGUUUCACCAAAAUAUAAAUAAAAUUAAAGUUUUAAAAUGAAUAAAACAGCAUGAAAGAAAUGACAAGAACUAAACCAAAUCUUAUAAUUUAUAUAAUUGCUAUAGAAAAUAUUCAUAUUUCCCCGUUUUAAUUGUAAUUCAAUUGUAAUCACUGAUAACCCGUGACACAUAUGUAACAGGUUCCCAUCUCUAGCUAGACACUCUGUAACCUCAAAAAAAUGAUUUGUUUACUUCUACGGCGGUCCGGAGUUCGUAAUUCCUGCAAAUUAAUUAGUAAACAGAUUGCCAAGCCCGCGCUCAACACACCUGCUAUCAAUGCACACCUGCUGCACACCAGCAUACCGCGGCGGCAUGGCGAGUACGAGUGGCAGGAUCCCAAGUCCCCCGAGGAAAUUGUAAACAUCACCUAUGUGGACAAGGACGGCAAACGCACCAAGGUCCAGGGCAAGGUGGGCGACAAUGUCUUGUAUUUGGCCCAUCGCCACGGUAUCGAGAUGGAGGGCGCCUGCGAGGCCUCCCUGGCCUGCACCACCUGCCAUGUGUAUGUCCAUCAUGACUUCCUGGAAAAGCUGAACGAGGCGGAGGAGAAGGAAGACGAUCUGCUGGACAUGGCACCGUUCCUGCGCGAAAACUCCCGCCUCGGCUGCCAGAUACUGCUCGACAAGAGCAUGGAGGGCAUGGAAUUGGAGCUUCCCAAGGCCACCAGGAACUUUUACGUGGACGGGCACAAGCCCAAGCCGCACUAGCGGAGCUCGCAAGUCAUUAUUGUUACACCUUUUAGUAGUAGUAAAUAUAUACGACUGUUGAAAUACCAA
Messenger RNA from Drosophila kikkawai, 819 nucleotides. It is a transcript of the gene Fdx1, whose product is annotated as Ferredoxin 1. Gene Ontology annotation, molecular function: 2 iron, 2 sulfur cluster binding. Gene Ontology annotation, biological process: P450-containing electron transport chain; positive regulation of oxidoreductase activity. The record is from RefSeq and is a predicted model, not a curated record. Lineage: Eukaryota; Metazoa; Arthropoda; Insecta; Diptera; Drosophilidae. Gene Ontology annotation, cellular component: mitochondrion.